CCAGGGAUCGAACCUGCAACCUCAUGGUUCCUAAUCGGAUUCACUAACCACUGAGCCAUGACGGGAACUCGUCUCUCUUGUGAAUCUUGAACUAGGGAUAGAGGUGGCAAAGAAAACUCUGGGGAGCAAAGAGGUCCUGCUGUUCCUAUGCCUUUACACAUCCACACAUGCGUGUAUCUAGUCCGGACACACGGGAGGGGAGAGAUGAUGGAUGACUGGAGCACUGGAUUGUCGGGGGAGGAGGAUAAGAGGCAGGAUGGAUGGAGCAAAGGAUGGGAUGGGAUAGCUUCCAGGAAGGUUCACAGGUUGGUCCCAGACGGAGAAAGAUAAAGUCAGAGAGAGUGACUGUGCUGGGAGUGGAGAGAAGAAUCUUGAGGCCACUGUCCUGGCCUUUCUCAGGAGCUCAUUUAGCAUUUGGAGAGCUGAAAAGUAAUCCCAUGUUCAAGGGAUGAUGACAUUUCAGAAAGUUUAAUGAUAAUUUUUAGAAGUGAGUUACUUUGAUCUCGUGUGCUUAUUUGCUUUCUUCCUCUUUCCUGCCUUCCCUCCCUCCUUCCUUCCUUGCUUUUAAGAUGCUUUCUCAAAUACACACACACUUCCCUGUGCAUGUGUGUAUUCAGUGUAGAAAUUACCCAAAGGAUGCCUGAAUACCAUAGGAGGAAUAAGUUGCUGCAGAAAUCCAUAUUAAGGAAGAGAAAGAUUUUCUUAAAAGUGACAUAACCUGCUAAGAUUUCGUUGGCUCACAAUGAGGAUGGUGUUUAAAUUCAUGCAGAGCAGUUUCAAUUUCAGACCCUGCCUGGAGGCUUACCUUUGUCAGCCUGGAAGAGGAGGCCCAUUACAAGCCCGUUGCCAAACCACAUAGCUACAUACCCCCUCAUGGCUCCCUUUAGUUAAACAAAUACUUUGCCAAAUAUUUGAAACUGACUUUUUUUUCUUUAUUUUGAGUUAGUUCAAAUUCUUAGGCAGGGGACAUUUUUGCAUUAAUCCCUGUGAGUGGAAAGGAGGCACUAUUCGAAUUUAUUAACUCAGGUUUAAGAAGUUCCUGUCUACCACUCUGGUUUGGGGAAGGACCAAUGGUUGUUUAUUCAGACACAUUAAUUAAGGCAGAAUGUGAUAAGGCCUAUAGGAGAGCUCAGGACAAAUUACCAUCAAAGUUCAAGAUGAAGAGACCAGUUCAAGUUGAGGGUAUCAUAGACGGAAUGUCAUUUCAAUAGCCUGUGAUGAACUGGUGCAGUUUUAACAGGCUGUUUCUCCAAGAAGAUGGGCAGAGUCGGACAUACAUAGAGUCUACCAAAGUGAUGGAAAAAUAGCCCAGGCUGUGCACUGUUGAUUCAUAGGGCACAGAAUUGUGGAGAAGUGCCAAACAGUAGAUUGGCCCAGACAUUUGGUUCUGUCUGCCUAGUGUUCUCCUGCCCUUCACUGAGCAGCACUCACAUUCUUUAGUGGGUGGCCCCUCCACUGCUCUGCCCAUGGAUCCAAAUGAUGCUGACACCUUUUCUUGUGACUUUCCCUUCCUGGAUGUGGUGGGAUGGAUAUCCCACGUAGGUGGACCAAUCACCACACACCUCCUGCCUGGCUGCAGCUAUUGGUCCAGGGUGGGCACAUGACUCCAAUGUGGCCAAUCAGAGUCUUCCUUGGUAUUCUUCAAACUGGAGUCCAGAGGGAGAUGUCUUCUUUCUUGGGUAGCAGUGCUGGAAGGGUGGGGGAUGGAAGCCAUUAGCUGGGAGAAACCAGUCUGUAGUAGGAGGAAAUAUUGUACACACGAAAGGGGAAGCAGUCUCACCAUGGGUCCUGCCAGGUUCCAGGCCCUCGUUCUAGUCUCUGGGGGCCUGUUGCUGCCAAGAUGCCCCCCUCUCAAGACUUGGAUCCAAUGCCAAGUUCCUUCAGUUCUGCGAGCUGCUCUCAUAAAUAGGCCUUCAGAGUCUUUCCCCUUCCCCUUUUACUUUUUGUUCAGCAAAUUCAUGUGACUAUUUCUCCAGUUUCCAACUAGAAAUCUCUAACUUGCCCUUUAAUAUGUGGCCUGAGGGUCCUUUUUCUGGAAGCAGUCCCUGAAUUCCCUCGAGUUCAUUGCUCUGUCCUUUGUGCCACUCUGGAUUGUGUAUAUUUUUAUAACAGCCCCCACGUGUCCCCCACCCUAAGACGCUAAAUUCCUUGAAAGUGAAGCCUGGCUGACCUGUUUUCACAUCUCCAGGGCUAGAUCACAGAAAACAGUCAGUAUAAUAGUGAAAGUGUGUUGUGCACAGUUUUACUGUGUUACACAGAUCUUUUUUUUUUUUUCUGCUUUUUAGGGCCACACCUGCAGCAUAUGGAGGUUCCCAGGCUAGUGGUCUAAUCAGAGCUACAGCUGCCAGCCUAUGGCACAGUCACAGCAAUGCCAGAUCCAAGGCAUGUCUUCAGCCUACACCACAGCUCACAUCAACGCCGGAUCCUUAACCCACUGAGUGAGGCUAGGGAUUGAACCCACAACCUCAUGGUUCCUAGUUGGAUUCAUUUCCACUGUGCCAUGAUGGAAACUCCUCAAAUACUUUUUAUUUUGCCUUUAUUUCUUCAUUUUUGUCUAUAAUAGAUUUGAUCUUUCUUAUGAAGUCCUACCCUCUAGGCAGUAGGGAAGGGAAAGUGUAUAUUUUCGUCUAUAUAGAAAACUUGAUCUGAUGCAAUAAUGUAAUUAGUCAUUUUUGAUAACUACUCAGUUUUCUCUCAGAUUUCCUGCUCUCCUCCCCCCUCCCUGCACCCCUGCUCCUUUCUUGCCAGGCUGGUAUUGAAUGUGAUUUCCUGGUGAGGGUGGGGCAAAGUUGGUGGUGGGGAGGAGAAGGAGGCCCCCACCAUUGACUGCCCUCUGGGUCCUCUUGGUCUCUGUUGCGGAUCUACUCUUCCGGGCUCUUCCCUGAGGCACGAUUGUUUUACUGGGUGCUCUAGCAUCUGUGACCAUAGUCCUGCAGCUGCUUCCUCUCCCUGGUAUUGGUCAGACCCGGUGAUUCUCCUGCACUCCCUUGGCCUCACCUGACUCUUACACCACAGAAACCUUGGCGUCUCUGCCCCUGGCCCCUGGCUCACAUGCUUGCCUAAAAGCAUCUGCUACACAGGUCCUUCCUUUCCACCAUGGUGGGCCUGUGGCAGACCAUGAGCAUGCACCUCAGCCACUUCCUGCUCCUCUCAGAAGCCUUUGCGAUCUUAAGGAUCCAUUCUCACCUCUUAGGCAACUGGGAGUGGCCCAGGAAAGCUGGCUCUAGCCCUGCUGCGUGACCCUUCUUGCUCACCCCGGAUGCUUGGUGGUUGGUGGUGGUUCUCAUGACCAGGUGGGACAGCCUGCAAGGUGAUCUCCUCCAGAGCCCUAAAUGGAAGGGAGAAAAGCUCACCCACCCUCGGUGCAGCUCCCAGCCCAUCUCACAGUGUUCCCCGCGGGUAGAGGACCCAUGGGUCUCAUGCCUUUGAUGUCCGUUGUCCCUGCCAAUGGAAAGCCCUAGCUAUGAGUUGUAACAAAUCUCAUUUAUGCGAACCUCCCCCAAAGGGGCUCAGGAUCAUGGCAUAGGAUUCAGGAACCAAGUCAGGUUUCCCAGCCGGGAGAAACCCAGAACAGCGUGGAGGACGGCCAGGGGGGCUUGGCUUCCAUGAUUUACACGUUCACUAAUUCAAAAUGUUCUUGCCGAAGACACGAAAUAAGUGAAAGUUAUUUGAACGUUAAGAGAGUAGAUUUUAAAAAGUCUCAAUUCAAGAAAAGAAACUAACUCUCUGUGGUAAUGGAUGUUAACCAGAUUUAUUGUGAUCACUUUGCAAUACCUAUGAAUAUCAAACCAUUCAGUUGUUGUAGACCUGAAAACUAAUGUUAUAUGUCAGUUACAGUCCAAAAAAAAAAGAAAAAAAAAAGUCCACUUCAAUGGAGAAUACUUUAUUUUGCUAGUACAGUUCCUUGUCUAUAGUAAACUUAAUUACUUUUGGGGAUAUUAAGGGGGGGUAAAAUACAUAAAACACAUAGUUCUAGGCAGGAGGAUUGGGGCUCUUGGUGACUUUUGAAGUGGCCACAGUCAUUUUUAUGUGCCUGCGUCUUCCCAUAAGAUCAUGCAGGAUUUAUGAUCCAUCACAUAGGGUUUACUGUGAUGAUAGCUAUAGGAUUGUCUGCCUCAUCAGUUUGUCUCUCUUUUUGUCAACUGUCACCUGAAGUGGUCUUGUGCACAUCCUGCCACUUUCUUUGAGGUUUUUUUUUUUUCUCUCCUGGUAUUUGUAUAACCUCUUAGUGUCUUUCUGCCCAGCUUGCCCAUUUGGCCUUUCUGUAGACCCACUGGCCGAAGGCUUCAGAGGAAAAAAAGGAAAAGAAUUGCCAAUUAAAUCUAAUCACGCCAAACUCUGCAUCCCACACAUGACUGAACAUCACCUUGGUCGCUUGGAGGGGAAGCAGGGGCAGGAAAAAAAAAAGUUAUUUACAUAUUUGAGUCCUCCUUUUUCAAACAUAAACAUAUAUCCACUUGAAGGCUACUUUGUGCUGCUGUAAUUAGAAAUGAGGACCUGGAAAGUUUUGGGGGAAAGUGUAGCUGUUCUCAGAGCCUGCGUUUUCUUUCCUUCUCAUUGCCUCCUCUUUCCCCACCUCCCUCGGUGCCUCCAGAGUCUUAUGAGGGAAAAGGCUUGUGUUCAUCUUCCACAGUUGUGGUAAUUAGGUCUUUCAAGACAGCAGAAAGGACUUCUUUGGGGGAUCUCAUUUUAGAGCGCCACGUUGUAACUUGUUAUGUAGAAACGGCGCUUUCAAGGCAGAGGGCUGGAGAAACAGGGCUCGCUCCAGCACUCCUGGCGUCGGUUCUCGCCCACUUUCAGCUGCUGCUGUUGUGAACAGCCUGGAUGGAGAGCCCUCAUCUCAUCCCAGGGCUCACUCUUCUUUUUUCACAAGAUCCCGGAAAGGUGAGAUCGUUUCUCUGAUGUCCUCAGAAAAUCCAAGCGUCCUCCCCUGCUCCUUGCUGCUGGCCGUCCUUCUGACAUGCUGAAUGGCGGUGAUGAAGUUUAUGCUAACUGCAUGGUGAUAGAUCAGGUUGGUGAUCUGGAUGUUAACUAUGUUAAUAUAGAGGGAAUCACUCCGGAUACCAGCCCUGAAUCCAUGGGUUCUACUCUGGGGUCUGAGAGCAGCAAGCACAUCCUUCCUACUGAAACCAGCUCUGGCAUGUACCCCCCACAUGGGAACAAGGACGUGAUACUCCACCCUGAAGCCCAGCGGUCUUUCAUGUCACCAUCUAGCUCAUAUGCUUCCAAUUUGAAUCUUUCUUUCGGUCUUCAUGGAUUUGAAAAGGAACAAAGUCAUCUAAAGAGAAGAAGCUCCAGUCUUGAUGCCCUGGAUGCCGACAGUGAGGGAGAGGGGCACUCCGCCCAGUCGCACCUUUGCCACACUCCAGUGUCUCAGAGUUCUUCGAGGACUGGCCUUCCUAGUGGGGAUGAACUGGACUCUUUUGAGACCAACACUGAACCAGAUUUUAAUAUCUCCAGGACUGAAUCACUUUCUUUAUCAAGUAGCCUGCAGCUGAAGGAAUCACUGCUUUCUGGAGUCCGCUCACGUUCUUAUUCCUGCUCAUCACCUAAAAUUUCUUUAGGGAAAACGCGAUUGAUACGUGAUUUUACAGUGUGCAAUUCAGUUGAAGGUGGUGUGCUCCACCCUGGCCGUUGUUCCGUCCUUCCGUCUCUGUCUCUCUCACUGUCUAAAUCAGUGUCUCUGCUUCAUCCCUGUAAGCAAAGAGCUUACAGCUUACCGGAGCCACCAAGAGAAAAAAGAAUUCAGGAAGAAGAGUGGGAUAAAUGCAUCAUACCUGCCAAAUCGGAGUCUGAAAAAUACAAAGUGAGCCGAACAUUCAGCUUCCUCAUGAACAGGAUGACCAGCCCUCGGAAUAAAUCUAAGACAAAAGGCAAGGAUGCCAAAGACAAAGAGAAACUGAGUCGACAUCAAUUUGUCCCUGGAACAUUCUCUGGGGUCCUGCCGUGUUGGGUUUGUGAUAAAACUCUCCUGGGGAAAGAGUCGUUCCAGUGUUCCAACUGUAAUGCAAAUGUACAUAAGGGUUGUAAAGACGCCGCCCCUCCAUGUAACAAGAAAUUCCAAGAGAAAUAUAACAAGAACAAACCACAGACCAUCCUUGGAAAUUCUUCAUUAAGAGACGGCCCACCGCCUGGUCUCUCCCUGCACCCUUCCUCCUCUAUGCCUAUUGGGUUGCCAACGGGGAGAAAGGAAAUGGCCAGCCAGGUCCACCCGCUGUCCAGGAGUGUCCCAGGCACCGCCUUGGAAAGCUUCAGGAGGUCGGGGACAUCCCUGGAGUCUGAGAGUGAUGGCAGCACCUGGAGAAGCAGGUCCCACUCUGAUGAGCUGUUCCAGCCCAUGGGUUCAUCUCCCUCCACCGACUCCCUCUUAAUGGAAGACGUCGUGGAUUCGUCUCUGUGGAGUGACCUCAGUGGUGACGCCCAGGAGUUGGAAGCAGAAUCUUGGAGUCUGGUGGUGGACCCCUCAUUUUGUAGUAAGCAGGAGAAGGAUGUCAUCAAAAGACAGGACGUCAUUUUUGAGCUGAUGCAAACAGAAAUGCAUCACAUCCAGACCCUGUUCAUCAUGUCUGAGAUCUUCAGGAAAGGGAUGAAAGAGGAGCUGCAGCUGGACCACAGCACUGUGGAUAAAAUCUUCCCCUGUUUGGAUGAGUUACUGGAAAUCCACAGGCAUUUCUUCUAUAGUAUGAAGGAGCGAAGGCAAGAAUCCUGUAUUGGCAACGACAGGAAUUUUGUCAUCAACCGCAUCGGAGAUAUUCUAGUACAACAGUUUUCAGAAGAAAAUGCAAAUAAAAUGAAGAAAAUAUAUGGGGAAUUCUGUAGCCAUCACAAAGAAGCUGUUAGCCUCUUUAAAGAACUCCAGCAGAAUAAAAAGUUCCAGAAUUUUAUUAAGCUCCGAAAUAGUAAUCUUUUGGCUCGACGCCGAGGAAUUCCAGAAUGCAUUCUGCUGGUCACUCAGCGCAUUACGAAAUACCCUGUCUUGGUGGAAAGGAUACUGCAGUACACAAAGGAGAGCACUGAAGAACAGAAAGACUUAUGCAAAGCUCUUUGCUUAAUUAAAGACAUGAUUGCAGCCGUGGAUUUAAAAGUCAGCGAGUAUGAGAAAAAACAAAAAUGGCUUGAGAUCCUAAGUAAGAUCGAAAACAAAACAUACACCAAGCUCAAAAACGGCCACGUCUUUCGGAAGCAGGCGCUGAUGAGUAAAGAGAGGACCCUUCUGUAUGAGGGCCUUGUUUAUUGGAAAACUGCAACAGGUCGUUUCAAAGAUAUCCUAGCUCUGCUUCUAACUGAUGUGCUGCUCUUUUUACAAGAAAAAGACCAGAAAUACAUCUUUGCAGCUGUUGAUCAGAAGCCGUCCGUUAUUUCCCUUCAGAAGCUCAUUGCUAGGGAAGUUGCGAAUGAGGAGCGAGGAAUGUUUCUGAUCAGCGCUUCGUCCGCUGGUCCUGAGAUGUAUGAAAUUCAUACCAACUCCAAGGAGGAACGGAACGCCUGGAUGAGACGGAUCCAACAGGCAGUAGAAAGUUGCCCAGAAGAAGAAGGGGGAAAGACAAGUGAAUCAGAUGAAGAGAGGCGAAGAGCUGAAGUCAGAGUGGCCAAAAUUCAGCAAUGUCAAGAAAUACUCAGUAACCAAGACCAACAAAUUUGUGCGUAUUUGGAGGAGAAGCUGCAUAUUUACGCUGAACUUGGAGAACUGAGUGGAUUUGAGGAUGUCCAUCUAGAGCCACACCUCCUCAUUAAACUGGACCCCGGAGAGCCUCCCCAGGCGGCCUCGUUACUGGCAGCAGCACUGAAAGAAGCUGAGAGCCUGCAGGUUGCAGUGAAGGUCUCCCAGGUGAGCGAUGCGUGUCAGCCCCCCGAGGAAGGCUGUGCAGAACCCGCUGUGACGGAUGUGCUCAGUUCUCGGGAUGCAGCAGGGUCGCCUACUGCUUCACUAGUCACAGAAGGGACAGGAGGAAGAGGCUGUUGGGAUGUGGAUCCCGGGACCCAGGGUGUGGGAACCGACCAGGCGGUCUCUGAUGCGGGGGAGAAGGUGGAAUGUAGAAGUUUCCCAGGUUCUUCACAGUCCGAGAUUAUACAAGCGAUACAGAAUUUAACCCGUCUCUUGUAUAGCCUGCAGGCCGCCUUGACCAUCCAGGACAGCCACAUUGAGAUCCACAAGCUGGUUCUCCAGCAGCAGGAGAGCGUGUGUUCUGGCCCUUCUUUCCGAGGCAGCCCCUUGCAGGACCAGGAGAAAUACCGCAAUCUGGAGAAGCGGCGGGAAGAGCUGGCCAGCAUCCACAAGCUGCAGCAUCAGUUCCUACAGGACCAGCAGCGCUGGCACCGCAGGUGCGACCAGCAGCAGCGGGAGCAGGAGGCCAAGGCCAGCCGGCUGCAAGCACGAGAGCAGGAGUGCCAAGCACAGGAGGAGCUGCUGCUGAGGAAUCGGGAGGAGCUGGACCAGCAGCUCCAGGAGUACCAGCAGAACCUGGAGCGGCUACGGGAGGGCCAACGCCUGGUGGAGAGGGAAAGAGAGAGGAUGCGGGCCCAGCAGAGCCUGCUGUGUGGCUGGAAGCACAGCCGGCAGAGUAGCCUUCCUGCAGCAUUUUCUCCAGGAAGAAUGGAGCUGAUGGAACUUAAUCGAUCUGAGAAUUUCUGUCAUGAAAAUUCAUUCUUCAUCAAUGAAGCUUUAGUGCAGAUGUCACUUAACACUUUCAACAAGCCGACUCCAUCAGAUGCCACUUACCCCCCAGAUAUAUCCCAUUCUGAUUUGGUCAGGACUUGUGGAAAUCAAGUAGCCCUCAAGACGGACGUUUCCCGGCCCUCAGAUGUCAACCAUGAACCGUGGGUAGCUGCUGGGCCCUGUCAUCAGAUACCCCCUCUCCACCAAAGCAGCAAAGAUUCUUGCGAAAAUGAUUUGGACAUCUCUCAGACUGAAAACUCGCCCCCCCAUGACUCAAACCCACACGGCCCUCAGCUGCAGACGUUUAUAGCAGAAGCAAAGCUAAGUCUACAGAGAGUGACCACACCAGAUGGGGAAACUGGAGAUGGAGAAGAAAACAUUGUUUACCUCUGAUUGUGUUAUUUUUCCAAACAAAACAAAACACUGGCAUCCUGGAGAGAUUUUUUUUUUUUCCUUUCCUGAUGUGUGUAUGUGUGUGACUGUCUGUGUCCAAAUGGCCUUAGGAGUAAUGUUUAAUAUUUCAUGCAAGUUCAUUUGGGGGGCAUGAGUCUAAUAAUUAAAUUAUUGAAAACAGC
Sus scrofa (pig) is the source of this 9231-nucleotide messenger RNA. Lineage: Eukaryota; Metazoa; Chordata; Mammalia; Artiodactyla; Suidae. The record is from RefSeq and is a predicted model, not a curated record.